Molecule: messenger RNA, 2438 nt
Organism: Venturia canescens
Lineage: Eukaryota; Metazoa; Arthropoda; Insecta; Hymenoptera; Ichneumonidae
Gene: Ctl2
Product: Choline transporter-like 2
Exons: 7
Coding region: 588-2429 (613 amino acids)
Biological process (GO): transmembrane transport
Molecular function (GO): transmembrane transporter activity
Source: RefSeq, a predicted model, not a curated record
AAUUCUUAUUUGAUUUCACAUUUACAAUUAAAAAAAAAAGAUGCAAUAAAAAAAUAUGUAAAAUAAGAAAACUUUUUAUGCGGAUGACAUUCAGAGGCCUGAAGGAUUAGGAAAUUUCCAAAUUCUUACUUAGUAACACCACGAGUCAACUGCAAACAAGCGUCAGACAAAGUCUGUUGAAAAAAAAUCGUCUGUGUACUCAAGGAUUUAAGCGCAAAUUAUUUCUCGAUAAAGCUCAAUGUAUCUAGUAGUUUUGUCGUAUGUAGUUUUUUUCGUAGCGAAAAAAAAACUUUGCGUCAUAUGUUCGUUGAAAAAUCUCGAUUAAUCUCUACACGCGAUCCUGUCCAUUCGUAUCUACACGUCUAAAGAUAAGAUAGACAGUGGACUCGCUUUUUAUUUCAGUUUGUCGACGAUCUACGAUAAGUUAAAUUACACCAACCUGGAGGUUGGUUCAAAAUUCUUACCGCCGCAGGGAUUCACAUUGUAUUCGUGCUAAUUUACAAAAUGUAUCGUUUUUGAUAAAGUUUAUUGCGAAGUGUUCGUCCCUGAAUUUUCCAAAGUGGUCGCGACUGUCAAUUUCAACGAAAAUGGCAUUCGACGUGGGAAAGAAGUACGAGUAUUCUGCAGACUUCAAGGGUCCCUUGAAGAAUCGUUCCUGCACAGAUUGGCCUUGUCUCAUAAUAUUUGUAGUGUUUAUGGCUGUUUGGAUUGGCAUAGGAAGUUACGCAAUCAUUCAUGGUGAUCUGGACCGUUUUUUGCUACCGGUGGACAGUCAGGGUAGAAAAUGCGGUUUGGACAAGGAAGUCGCGGAUAAGCCGUAUCUCGUUUUUUUCGAUCUACAAGGAUGCCUAAAUAUCGAAUUCAAAUGUAAUACUCCACAAGUUUGUCGAAGUGAAUGCCCUUCUUCUAACUGGGUCUAUCAGUUGAUUGAUGUCAUCCCUGAUAUUAAUGACAUCCGUGAACACAUGAUUUGCGAAACUGGAAUCGAUGUCUGGAACAAAAGUAAAGCCGAAUUCCGCGAAUUGGUAAACAAUGGAAAGUGUGCCAAGUGGUAUUUGAAUAGCACAUCUAUACUCAAACGAUGCAUUCCCCGUGAAAUUCCCCGUGAAAUCCCCCCUGAAAUAAUCGAUUACAUACCGAUGAAUGAGAAUGAUUUGAAGCAAAUUCAAAAAAUCGUUGAAGCACUGGAUUACGCCAAGAAAAUUAUUAACACGAUAAUAAGUACGAGAGGAGGAGUUUUGACACUCGUCGUUGGUGGAGCAGCAGUUUGUUUGAUUUACAUAUUUUUACUGAGAUGGCUUGCAUUUCCCUUUGUAUUCAUUUCAAUCGCCGUACUUUGCGCUGCCUGCGCUGGUUUAGCUUAUUAUUGUUAUUAUCGCUACACGACGGAUGGAGGAACUCUGUGGCUAACGUUGACUAUUGUAGCCGCUGUGAUCGCAGGCUUCAUUCUGCUCCUCGUACUGUGUUUACUGAACAGAAUACGAUUGGCAUGUCAGCUCAUAAAGGAAGCCAGCAAAGCUGUCUCGUCGAUAUUAUCGACUCUUCUAUUUCCAAUAUUCCCAGCACUGAUGCAUUUUGGAACGCUCAUUUAUGUGAUCGUUAUUGGAAUGUUUUGGUGGACGAUCGAAUUCGAUGAAGCCUGGCAACAAAGAACCUUCAUCGCGAUACACGCUAUUGGAUUCAUCUGGUUGUAUUGUUUUAUAACAGCGCUCGGUGAAAUGAUACUUUCGUCGACAUUCGCAACGUGGUACUGGACGUUCAGGAAAUGUGACGUUCCAUUUUUCGCCUUGGCUACUGGAGCAUGGAGAACGAUAAGAUACCAUUUGGGUACAGUUGCAUUUGGUUCUCUGCUGAUAACGAUAUGUCGUUGUAUACGAUAUCUUCUCGAAGCAGUAAAGUAUUGGGCAACUACAGAAGGCGGUUGCAUCAAUUACAUAUGCACUCGUUUUUGGCUCUGCUGUGCUCAAGCCUUUAUGGCGAUGUUAGAGAAAUUUUUAAAAUUUAUGAAUCGCAACGCAUACAUCGUUUGUGCCGUGUACGGAAAAGGACUCUGCACUUCGGCUGGCGAUGCUCUGGGUCUCUUAUUGCGAAAUGUUGUUCGCGUCAUUGUUUUGAACAACAUUGUUUCGUGGUUACUUUUCCUCGGUAAAAUUGCCAUAACAGCUUGUAUGGGCGGCGCAACAUGGUGGGUUUUUACGAGUACGAGUUACGAAACCGAGCUCUGGUGGGUUCCCGUAAUUCUGGUUGUAAUCGCAGCGUACUUAGUGGCAAAUGUAUUCUUCGGAGUUUACGAGGUCGCUGUCGACACGCUGUUCUUGUGCUUCCUGGAGGACUGCGAACGUCACGACGGCUUGAGCAAGCCUUUCUACAUGAGCCACGGACUUCGUAAACUGUUGCGGAAAGACCUGAAUUUCCAUAGAGCCGAAUAGCCCGUUGUU